CUUGGCCACCUAAAGCCGACAGACGCAGAAGGACCCGCUGCGACAAGAAGAAGAAGGACCCACGUCACGACCCAGCGCCGUCUUUCGGUGUUUCCCAGUUUGGCUGUUCUGCGAUUCGGUUUUUUUUUUUUUUGCCUCCCGGUGCGUCUUUUCACCGGCGGGCCGGGACAGCUUUCUCAUGGCGGAGGUGAAAGUGAAGGUGCAGCCGCCUGACGCGGAUCCGGUUGAAAUAGAAAACAGGAUUAUAGAAUUAUGCCACCAGUUCCCUCAUGGAAUUACAGACCAAGUAAUUCAGAAUGAAAUGCCUCAUAUAGAAGCCCAACAGCGGGCAGUGGCCAUCAAUAGACUAUUGUCCAUGGGUCAGUUGGAUCUCUUAAGGAGCAAUACAGGCCUUCUGUAUAGAAUAAAGGAUUCUCAGAAUGCUGGUAAAAUGAAAGGAUCAGAUAACCAAGAAAAACUAGUAUAUCAAAUCAUAGAGGAUGCAGGAAAUAAAGGAAUAUGGAGCAGAGAUAUCCGAUAUAAAAGUAACUUGCCAUUAACAGAAAUUAAUAAAAUUCUAAAGAAUUUGGAAAGUAAAAAGCUUAUCAAAGCUGUUAAGUCUGUGGCAGCUUCAAAAAAGAAGGUGUAUAUGCUCUAUAACCUGCAGCCUGACCGGUCUGUGACUGGUGGAGCUUGGUAUAGUGACCAGGAUUUUGAAUCUGAGUUUGUAGAGGUGCUUAACCAACAGUGUUUUAAGUUCCUACAAACCAAGGCAGAAACAGCAAGAGAAGGCAAACAGAAUCCAAUGAUACAAAGGAAUAGUUCAUUUGCUUCAUCGCAUGAAGUGUGGAAAUAUAUCUGUGAAUUGGGAAUCAGCAAGGUAGAGUUGUCCAUGGAGGACAUUGAAACCAUCUUGAAUACACUCAUUUAUGAUGGGAAAGUGGAGAUGACUAUCAUCGCUGCAAAAGAAGGCACUGUUGGCAGUGUAGACGGACAUAUGAAGCUGUAUAAGGCAGUCAACCCAAUCAUCCCACCCACAGGUUUGGUCCGGGCCCCCUGUGGACUCUGCCCGGUUUUUGAUGACUGCCAUGAAGGUGGUGAGAUUUCACCAUCUAAUUGUAUUUACAUGACAGAGUGGCUUGAAUUUUAACAGAGAGCUAUGAAUUCUAUUGACAUGUAAACUUUAAUUCAUGAUGGAACAUCAGAUUCCCUUGAAAGCAGCCUUUACUAUAAUGGAUAUCGACUUGCUAUUAAAAAGUAUUUAUUUUUUCCUGUGAAAACUAUAUUUAUGUUCAUGGAAUAGUCAUCAAGACUGAAGCAGGUGAGUUUAGCAGUGAAAUCCAUUCUUCAAUAAAUACUUUGAAGUUCUGGAGGACCUCAUCUGAAACUUUCAAGAUUUGAUGGUUCAAGGAAAAAGAAGACAAUAAAUCCAUUUUCACCAAGUAUUAUGAUAAUGACAAGAGCUUUAAAUGACCAUUUUAAAGUUAUUAAGCUCUUCAUUGAAAUUUUUACUCUAUACUUCACUAUCACCAUUUCUGUUUUUUCAGUGGUUUCAUUGAGAAAAAAUUCUAAGUGAUGAACACAGAAAUAAUGAGUGGGCAAAGACUUGAGGCACGAGGCAAGCAUAGAGUGGAACUUCUCUUUUACACACACUCUUCACUCUUCAUUCCUUUUUAUGUCAGAAAUAUUCUUACAGAGCAUUAUGUCAUCAAAUUUACCUCAAACCCAGAUGAUGACUUUUUGUCAAGGUUAUGUUUUUUUAGUGCAUAAAUAUUAGCAUUAUUACCUUAAAGGGUUUAUUUUUCCCUGGUCCUUCUUUGUUAAAGUUUUAUACAAGUUUUACUCUGUGCCACAAUUGUAUUUUUGCUAUAAUUUCCCCCUAGGUUCUUAUCAUUUAACUAAAAUUAAAACUAAAAAUAAUCUGUUGCCUUCCAUUCAUACUUUGUUUGGGGGGAGGAAGUACCAUUCUUUUUUUUCUUGUCCUGUUUUAGAGUUGUUUCCUUAUGCUAUUCUAAAAAUCAUGGCACAGUAUGCUUGAAUUAAGCAGAACCCCAUUAUAAUUGUUUUAGCCCUAUAGAAAACAUUAGGUUAUUUGAUGUAUUGUUGCACAGAAGGUAGCUGUGGUGCUUUUUAGGAUCUCAGCUGUUGUGUUUUUGCUCUGAGGCAUCAUUUAAAAGUUUGUGUCAAGGCCAAAAACAUGGAACAAAUUGAAAGGAAAAGAGCUGAGACUUGAGUUCAAACACGUUUGGAGAUACUCUUAAGUGGAUAAACUUCAGAAGGGUUAUUUUGAGAUAAAUGGGAUUGGUAAAGUAAAAUUCAGCUUAGUCACCAAUUUUUAGAAUCAGGCAAAUUCUUUGGCCAGCUCUAGAGAGUUAGCAUUCAUAUUAGCAUUUUGAAAUAGAGAUCAUUUGCUCAUGUGUUGGAUAUAAGACAAAAGAAUCUGGGAGCCUGAAGCUACAAAGGUUUCUUUUCAACCCCCAGUCAGACUUGGCAUGAUACAAACAAUGACCUUCCUGGCCUAUUCAGUAGCACUAAUCUUAUUUAAUAAGAAGACCGGGCCUCCCUGGUGGCGCAAGGGGUUAUGCACCACACUAUGAAGCAAUCUGCAGCCUCUGCAGCAUGAGUUUGAUCCCUGGGCCAGGGAGCAACCCACAUGGCUCAGCAGACCUCUCCUGACUCGCCUGCUGCUCCCCUCAGCAGUGUAUUUCAGUCAGUCUGCCUGUUCUGUUCCCCACUCUGUCUCUGGUGAAUCCUCUCAUCCCCCACAUCUCUGGCCUGUACCCCAGCUCUUGUAUACAUAAAUAAAUAAAUCUUUUUUAACCAAAAAAAAAAAAAAAGACGACGACUACCUUGGAGGAGAGUUAAGAACGGGAAGGAAGAACCAGUUUGUUUUAUUUUCCUUUAAUUUAUCUUUAACUGAGCUAACAUUGGGGUAGUCCCAUCAGGUACUACCACCAUCAACUCACCCAUACUCCACCACUGUAAACCAUUACGCCUCCCUUCCUAGCCCCCUUGAUGUGUCCGUUCUGCAGUCAGCUAUCAAAGGUUAGUUUUUCAGCUUGUCUUUAUCUGACUUACUUUAGUCACUUUAUAUUCCAUAUAUUAGUGACACCAUCCAGGACCAGUUUGUUUUAAAUAUGGACUUGUUUUUGUCUUAAUAGCCAGA
Messenger RNA from Talpa occidentalis (Iberian mole), 3145 nucleotides. It is a transcript of the gene POLR3F, whose product is annotated as RNA polymerase III subunit F. The transcript is spliced from 9 exons. Gene Ontology annotation, cellular component: RNA polymerase III complex. Gene Ontology annotation, biological process: transcription by RNA polymerase III. NCBI's taxonomy places the organism in Eukaryota, Metazoa, Chordata, Mammalia, Eulipotyphla, Talpidae. The record is from RefSeq and is a predicted model, not a curated record. Bases 179 to 1129 code for a protein of 316 amino acids.